Peromyscus maniculatus bairdii (prairie deer mouse) is the source of this 1801-nucleotide messenger RNA. It is a transcript of the gene Pdcd1, whose product is annotated as programmed cell death 1. Gene Ontology annotation, cellular component: external side of plasma membrane; membrane. Lineage: Eukaryota; Metazoa; Chordata; Mammalia; Rodentia; Cricetidae. Gene Ontology annotation, biological process: negative regulation of immune response; positive regulation of T cell apoptotic process. The record is from RefSeq and is a predicted model, not a curated record.
CCAACGGGCCCUGGAGGCCCCUCACCUUCUCUCCAGCCUGGCUCACAGUGUCAGAGGGAGCAAAUGCCACCUUCACCUGCAGUUUCUCCAACUGGUCCAAGGACCUUAUGCUGAACUGGUACCGCCUGAGCCCCAGCAAUCAGACUCAAAAACAGGCUGCCUUCUGCAAUGGAUUCAGCCAGCCCGUCCAGGACAACCGCUUCCAGAUCACACAGCUGCCCAACGGGCAUGACUUCCACAUGAACAUCCUUGCCACGCGGCGCAAUGACAGUGGCAUCUACCUCUGUGGGGCCAUCUCCCUGCCCCCCAAUACGCAAAUCAAGGAGAGCCCUGGAGCAGAGUUGGUGGUAACAGAGAGAAUCCUGGAGACCUCAACAAGAUACCCCAGUCCCUCGCCCAGGCCAGCAGGCCAGUUUCAAGGCUUGGUCAUUGGGCUCAUGAGCGUCCUGGUGGGUGUCCCUGUAUUGCUGCUGCUGGCCUGGGUCCUAGUUGCCUUCUGCUCAACAGGGACGUCAGAGGCCAGAGGAGCUGGAAGCAAGGAACAGUCUCUGAAGCAGGACCCUUCAGCAGCACCUGUCUUCAGUGUGGCCUACGAGGAGCUGGACUUCCAGGGACGAGAGAAGACUCCAGAGCUCCCCACCCCCUGUGUACACACAGAGUAUGCCACCAUUGUCUUCACUGAAGGGCUGGGGGCCUCAUCCUUAGGACGCAGGGGCUCAGCUGAUGGCCCUCAGGGCCCCCAGCCUCCAAGGCAUGAAGAUGGACACUACUCUUGGCCCCUUUGACCAGAUGCUUCAGCCAUCAGCAUCCUGUAGACUCUCCGCAGAGAGCACCGGUCCAUUCCUCCAUCAGGAGGAGUGUGCAGGCUACCGUGCAGCCAAGGCUCCCAGGGUCUGAGCCAUCUGGAGUGACAGCCCAGCACUUGUACCAGUUCCAACACAUGCGUUGUUGAGUGAUGGUUCUCUUAAUGUUUACCACAAGCUGGGAGCAGCAGGCAUCCCUGUUCCCUCUUGUCACGAAAUGCAGAGCUGGCCUGAGCCUAGGUCCCCUGAACCCUGCUGCUGGGUACUGUCAGGGGCUCGAGUCACUGUAGCCUAUGGCCUCUGGGGACCCUGUACCUGGAAAUGGGGGAACCCUGAUUAGAGACUGCCUGUGAGGCACCCCCACACCAAGGAACUCCAGGUACACAGUAGACACAGCACCUAAAGCUGCCCUUGAGAGACACUCGAGUGGGAAACUCAUAGGCUGGGGGACCCAGGGACCCUGACCUAAUCCGAAGACCUGGAGAGGUUCUGGUGAAGACCAGAAAUGCCCCUAGCUUCAGGGGGUCCAGGAAGCAUGAGCACUCACCGGGCAAAGGCUCUGUGAGCGUCCCUGCUGUCCUUCUGCGUGCACAGGUACCUCAGCUCUUUCUACGGCUGGGAAACUGAGGCAAUGGAAGGAACUGACAGAGCUAGAGACCCACCCAUACCUUCAGCGAGUGCCUCUCCCUACUCUCCCCCUAGGGACCAAAAGGACAGGUCCCAUGUCAGCAGCAGGGAAGGGGAAACAGAGGCACAUUUUGACUUCUACUAACUGUGGCCGUCUUGGGCAGCGAUUUAGGUGUUGGGGUCCCUCCAUUCAUCCUCCCCUGGAAUCUAGUUCUGGCUCCCAUUCACACUGUGGCCAUGAAGUGGACCAAUGGUUUUAAGGGUCCCCUUGGCACCUCAGACAAGCAAGGUAGCAAGAGCUUAGCUGUCUGGUGGGCACCCAUCUGGCCAGGGCUCAGGAGUCCCUUUCCUCUGGUUCUAGCCUAUUAUAA